AUGUCAUUAUAGCCUCAUAUUGUUAUGGGAGAGCACAUACUUGCUUCCUACGUAGACUCUGCAUACCUACCUACCUAAGGUAAUCUUAUCAAUCUAAUCAGACCCAGAUCCAGAUCUCCAAGGAAGUGAAGGGAUCUCACAUCGCCGGACCCCUUUCAAAUUAUUCAGAUUACUAGAGCUGCCACGAUGAACGGGAGUUCGAACCUCGAUGUGAUGCUGGCGGGAGGCGCCGCAGCUUUCGUCGUAGACUUGAUUAUCUAUCCGUUAGAUACCCUGAAAACCCGCCAGCAAAGUCAAGACUUCAUCAAGACUUUUGCCGACCCGUCUACUAAGACCAAAUUGCCCUCGAGGCAGCUCUUCAGGGGCCUUUAUCAGGGUAUAGGCAUAGUUAUAGUCGCCACUCUGCCCGCUGCGGGAACCUUCUUUACCACCUACGAAGCUACCAAGUCGUUUGUGGACCGUCACGGGUCGCCCUUGGGUCUCCCGCAACCUCUGGUGCACUCAAGCGCAUCUGCCGUCGCCGAGUGCGCAUCGUGUUUGGUCCUCACUCCCUGCGAGGUCAUCAAACAGAACGCUCAAGUAUUGCCGCGGAAACCGGGCAGCUCGCAUAAAUCCGCUUCCCUUCAAGCUCUAAAGCAAUUAACCGCCGACGGCACGGGCGUAGGCCGGAAGCUGCUAUCCGGAUACACCGCACUCGUAGCCCGGAAUUUACCUUUUACGGCUAUCCAGUUCCCCAUCUUCGAGUUCAUUCGUUCCAAGAUCUGGAGUCGGAGAUCAGGCACGCCGGCCCAAAGCCAAUCUAACCAGCGGUCCGGCGCGACGGAGAAGAAGACGCUGUUCGAGACGGGACUUGUCACGGGGACAAGUGCCGGGCUGGCCGGUAGCAUCGCCGCCGUGGUUACGACCCCUAUGGAUGUGGUAAAGACGCGGAUGAUGAUCGCAGCCGGGAGCAGCCAGGACGUAGAGCAAGGUUCCCGUGACCGGACGCAGACGUCGCAGCAGGCAGCCAGGUACCAAGCACGGAGUGGACUCGCCGUAGCACGCGAAGUUGUUUCGGAGAAUGGCAUACGAGGACUCUUCAGGGGUGCGGUUCUUCGGGCUGUAUGGACGCUGGUCGGUAGCGGGCUCUACCUGGGAACGUAUGAAGUAGCAAAAGUUUGGCUCUCGAGAAGAAAUGGGAAUAAUAGCGAAGAUAACACGUUUAUUUAAUGUAAUGAAUAGCGACCUGCGUCUGCGCCUCUGUCGUUCCUAUAAAUAAAAAUCCCUUGCGGCCGAUCGAUAAUUCUAUCCGCCUUUCCCUCUUUCCUUUCCCUUCGCUUCGCUUCGCUUCCCUUUCCUGGUAUCUUAUCCUAGCCUAGAAUCUUCGAGUUGCUCGACAAUUCGAAGAUGUCAAAUCGUGUGCGGAAGAACGUUAUAAAAAGCAGAACGUAAGGAAAACUAUCUAACAACAGGGGACGUCCCGCCUCCCCUUUGGCCAAAACAGGUGCCUAACCUAGGUACCUAUCUAGGUUACCACUCGUCAUCCCGAAAUAUACACCAUCCUGAAAAGCCCAGCCGAAUCACCCGUGCUGGAGAUUCGAGGCUGGCAAAAGUUAACAUCCCUGAUCACCACCUCGUUCCCGGCUUGGUCCUUGCCGCAGCUAACCUCGCCUUUCCAGCAGUCGUACUGCGGCGUGAAGGCGUAGAACGCCACGGUUCCCACCUGCUGCCUUUCCCCCUCCGACGACGCCGUGAUGUUGGUUUCCGUCAGGGUCGUGCCGGUCUCGUCCAUCCAGCUCUGCGCGAUGUUGAAGUUGAUGCCCGCGGAAAACUUGGAUUCUACGAUAAAUUCGAUGCCAGCGUCGAUUUUGACCUGAAAGCGGGAGAGAGAGAGAGAGCAUUUUGUGUUAGCGAGAUAACGCCCGGAAAAGAUAGGUAGGUAGCAAAGUAAAUUCAUGAUGGACAUACGUCAAC
Messenger RNA from Daldinia caldariorum, 1953 nucleotides. Its product is annotated as mitochondrial carrier. NCBI's taxonomy places the organism in Eukaryota, Fungi, Ascomycota, Sordariomycetes, Xylariales, Hypoxylaceae. Bases 187 to 1209 code for a protein of 340 amino acids. The transcript is spliced from 2 exons. Gene Ontology annotation, cellular component: mitochondrial inner membrane. Gene Ontology annotation, molecular function: S-adenosyl-L-methionine transmembrane transporter activity. The record is from RefSeq and is a predicted model, not a curated record.